CCGACUCCCCUGGCUGAGUGGACAGGACCAGGUAAGUCCGCCCCCUGUGGGUGGGGCGUAUGUAAAUGAAGAUUUCCAAAUCUGCUUCGCAAUUGGCUGGCGUCGGCAACCAAUCGGAGAGCGCUGUUUGGCCUCCUGUCUCACAGGAUAAUAGGUGGCUCUUCUGCCCCAGAAACUCAGUUCCUUUCUCGCCGGUCUUGAGAAAGUUGCUUCUUCUCGAAUCUCUCAUCAUGUCUGGCCGUGGAAAGCAGGGAGGCAAAGCCCGGGCUAAGGCCAAGUCCCGUUCUUCUCGUGCUGGCCUGCAGUUUCCAGUGGGCCGAGUGCACCGCCUGCUCCGCAAGGGCAACUACUCGGAGCGCGUGGGCGCCGGUGCGCCAGUUUACCUGGCUGCUGUCCUGGAGUACCUGACCGCUGAGAUCCUGGAGCUGGCGGGCAACGCAGCCCGCGACAACAAGAAGACCCGCAUCAUCCCUCGCCAUCUGCAGCUGGCCAUCCGCAACGACGAGGAGCUCAACAAGCUGUUGGGCAAGGUGACCAUUGCUCAGGGCGGCGUCCUGCCCAACAUCCAGGCCGUGCUGCUGCCCAAGAAGACGGAGAGUCACCACAAGCCUAAGGGCAAGUAAGCCCGGUGGCACUGCUGACGGACCCAGUCCAGUCUUCUGCAGGCGACCGGCUUGUCCACCACGCAGAAACCAAAAAGGCUCUUUUCAGAGCCACCCACACUUUCGAGCAAAAGAGCUGGUAGCAUGCAUGCCGUUCAGGGGUUCUGCUGCGGGAAAUUGGGGCUGGUUUCUGAUGCCAUGUUGACCUUUGGGCACAAGAUUCUUCCUAAUUCCAACAUUGUCUUUUAAGUCCUUUGUUGUGCUUUGAAGGAAAAAAAAAAACAAGCCGGAAUCAUUCAAAGCGGAGGCCUCCUGCCGUGCAGAUCCCACCUAACCUCAGGCAGGAAUUGGCAGGAGCUUAGUCGGGAAAGGGGUGCUCAAACAAGUCCUAAAAGAAUAUGGUGUUUUCUGGCAGGUAUACACAGCCACGCCAAUCCAAAGGCCUUUGGCCUCCUCGAUGCUUGCCUGUGAGUUCUCUUUCCUGUCGGGCUGACCCCUCCUGCUACCUUAUCUGCUUUCAGACAUCUAAAGUGUCUCCAAAGGCUGGUCCUGGGUCCUCGCCCCCUACACUAGGCUACACUCGAUCUGCCUCAACCUGGGAACUCCCAAAUCUACAGCCCAGGCUUUAUGAACUCCCCUGGACUUCUUAAGCUAAAAGCCGUUCACCAAACACCACGUUCCUACUUUGUUUUUUAGCACUCUCCAACUAAAUUUCCUUCCUUGGCUCCCGUUCCCACUCCAGGAGACCCCUCUGCCUUGCCCGGGUCCGCCUCUCCCAACCACCCCUAGUCCAAGCAGUCUGGCCAGAUAUCCUCGAUCUGCUUUUGGUUGUCCGUCGUUUUAAGGUGCUUCUGUGGAGGCAGACAGGAUUCUCUAGCUAUUAGAGCUCCGUGUGCAUUUGUGCUAACUGUAUCCCCUGGGUUCCUCUCCUCCCCGACCACCGGACUCGGUAUUAGCCUACACUGCAGGAAACGCUUCUCGGGGUGGAAAGUGAGGGGAAGGUCUGUCCAAUGUACAUUCGGUUGACCCGAAAAAAGUAGGCGUGUUGACUUGAACUAGAGGUACCUGUCAUUUUGCCGGGGUGUAGGCAUAAUCCAGUCCACUCGUGAAGUCAGCAGGUCCUCUGUACCGAAGCAGAAGACCUGAAGAUGAGACUCCCAGAAUUUAGCUAGACCUAGGUGAAAGACAAUCGCAGACACAGCAUCAGACUCGGU
Molecule: messenger RNA, 1816 nt
Organism: Monodelphis domestica (gray short-tailed opossum)
Lineage: Eukaryota; Metazoa; Chordata; Mammalia; Didelphimorphia; Didelphidae
Source: RefSeq, a predicted model, not a curated record